UUUUAAGCCUCUUUUGCUUUGCAACCUUGCCUUGUUUUCACCAUUGAUGUGUGUAUAAUUUGGGAAGAAAAGAGAAUAAGAUAAAAAGGGAUAUUCUUGCAUUACUUUAGCCACCCUUUGUUUUCAAUUUUCUAAGAAUAAGAAGUAUAAAGAAAGAAAUAAGCUUGUGAUAUAGUUCAUGGAGAUGGAGAAUGAAACACAGCAGUCCAAAUUUAGGAGGAUUUGUGUGUUCUGUGGAAGUAGCCAAGGCAAGAAGAGUAGCUAUCAGGAUGCUGCUAUAGAGCUUGGAAGAGAAUUGGUUUCAAGGAACAUUGAUUUGGUCUAUGGAGGAGGUAGCAUAGGUUUGAUGGGUCUGGUUUCACAAGCUGUUCGUGAUGGUGGUCGCCAUGUCAUUGGAGUUAUUCCCAAGACGCUCAUGCCUCGAGAGUUAACUGGUGAAACAGUAGGGGAAGUGAAGGCUGUUGCAGAUAUGCAUCAAAGGAAGGCAGAGAUGGCUAAGCAUUCAGAUGCUUUCAUGGCCUUACCAGGUGGUUAUGGAACUCUUGAAGAACUGCUUGAAGUGAUUGCUUGGGCUCAGCUUGGAAUACAUGAUAAACCAGUUGGGUUGCUGAAUGUUGAUGGAUACUAUAACUCGCUGCUUUCUUUCAUUGAUAAAGCUGUGGAAGAGGGAUUUAUUAGUCCCAGUGCACGCCAAAUCAUUGUAUCUGCACCCACAGCUAAAAAGUUGGUAAAGAAAUUGGAGGUGUUGACACCAUUUUUUGGAUGAAAAACGGGGUUGACUUGAAUUUUGAAAACGAAAAUGGGAGUCACCACCAAUCUUUUUUUUUAUGAGGUGUGAUUGGAUCACCUCGAAAACGGUUUGAUUUUAUUAAAACAACAAGUUUGGUCCACGAAAUUCAGAAAAACGGGUUCGGGAGUCGAUUACGCACGAGGAAGGAUUAGCACCCUCGAUACGCCCAAAAUUGGUACCUAGUUGAUUACUUAAUGUCUUAGUGUCGAAGAGUGAAAACUUUGAAGAAUUUAAAAAUACGAUCCUUGUAUUAAAAAGUUGAAAAUUUUCAGGAAAAGGGCAUGUU
This is a messenger RNA of Gossypium raimondii (Peruvian cotton), 1076 nucleotides long. Its product is annotated as cytokinin riboside 5'-monophosphate phosphoribohydrolase LOG3. The coding region runs from base 179 to 766 and encodes 195 amino acids. Gene Ontology annotation, molecular function: hydrolase activity, hydrolyzing N-glycosyl compounds. The transcript is spliced from 7 exons. Gene Ontology annotation, cellular component: cytosol; nucleus. Lineage: Eukaryota; Viridiplantae; Streptophyta; Magnoliopsida; Malvales; Malvaceae. Gene Ontology annotation, biological process: cytokinin biosynthetic process. The record is from RefSeq and is a predicted model, not a curated record.